This is a messenger RNA of Cydia pomonella (codling moth), 11965 nucleotides long. RefSeq names its product kinesin-like protein KIF21A (gene Klp31E). The record is from RefSeq and is a predicted model, not a curated record. Gene Ontology annotation, biological process: mitotic spindle organization; microtubule-based movement. The transcript is spliced from 30 exons. Gene Ontology annotation, molecular function: microtubule binding; ATP binding; microtubule motor activity. The coding region runs from base 346 to 4812 and encodes 1488 amino acids. NCBI's taxonomy places the organism in Eukaryota, Metazoa, Arthropoda, Insecta, Lepidoptera, Tortricidae.
GUCACUGUCAGUUAGUCGAUUCGAGCGAGCGAUGGUGAAUGGAGAGCGGCGAUGCGCUUUCUAAUCGCCGUCUAAUUCGAGUGUUAUUACACGCGUCUAAAACAAAAUAACGUACGCCUCGAAUACCGCGUCCGUGGAAAAUGAAAGUUUGUGUUAAAACUGAAUAAUUGUCUGUACACGAGGCGAAGCGCUCAAUUAUAAAAUUAUUUCACAGUUUAUUUCUUAAAAGAUGGACAAAAAUCGUGAUCGUUGUCUAUUAUUUGUGUCUUAACGCAGUGCCCCGUGAAAUGUGAUGUAUUGUGGCUGAUUUAAAGAUUAUUUAGCCAUUUGUAGACCGAUGCAGCCAUGUCCAGUGACGAGUCAAGCGUGCGUGUUGCAGUCAGGAUACGGCCGCAAACGCCAGCAGAGGUCGUCGAAGGCUGCGCGAUAUCCGCGCGCGCGGGCGGCGCGGCCGGCGAGGGCGGUGUAGCCCUCGGCGCUGAACGGGCCUUCACAUUCGACUUCGCUUUCGAACCUAGCGUCGACCAGCAAGCGGUGUAUGAAACAUGCGUGAGAAAGCUGGUGGAGGCGGCUCUCGAUGGCUACAACGCCACUGUUCUGGCUUAUGGACAGACUGGAUCCGGCAAGACCUACACAAUGGGCAGUGGCUGGGAAGGCGAGGACAGCGACGAAGAUCGAAAAGGAAUCAUACCACGGGCCAUCAGAGAGCUGUUUGCCGGCGCGGAGGCACGAGCGGAGUCGGCACGUGAGCAGGGCCAGCUGCCACCGGAGUUCUCGGUUCAAGCGCAGUUCAUAGAGCUGUAUAAUGAAGAUAUUGUGGAUCUGUUGGACCCCGCUAAGGACCCUUACGCUAAGGGCGGCCUCAGAAUAACAGAAGACGGUUGCGGCGGCGUAAAAGUCGUAGGCGCAUCCAUGCGCGCCGUCCGCUGCGUGAAAGAGGCGCUCGCCGCCCUCCGCGCAGGCGCUCUCGCUCGCACCACCGCGGCCACCAACAUGAACUCAUCGUCGUCUCGCUCGCACGCGGUGUUCACCUUACUCAUGAGACAGAGACGGCUAGCUGCCGACCAGGAGCGGGAAGCGGAAGCAGAGGCGCCCGAGCAGUAUGAGACGUUGACUGCUAAGUUCCAUUUCGUGGAUCUGGCGGGCUCGGAAAGGCUGAAGAGGACAGGGGCAACAGGAGAACGCGCAAAGGAAGGCAUCUCCAUUAACUGCGGCCUGCUGGCAUUAGGAAAUGUCAUCUCCGCACUCGGAGACAGAACACGAAAAGUCAUGCAUGUGCCGUAUCGAGACUCUAAACUUACUAGGCUACUGCAGGACUCCUUGGGAGGCAACAGCAACACCGUAAUGAUAGCCUGCGUGUCGCCAAGCGAUCGCGACUUCAUGGAAACCCUAAACACUCUCAAAUACGCGAACAGAGCACGCAAUAUAAAGAACAGAUGUGUCGUCAACCAAGAUCUUACUUCUAGGACCAUCAACCAACUACGACACGAGGUCGCUAGGCUACAACUGGAGUUAGCUGAAUAUAAGCAGGGCAAACGCAUCAUCUCAGAAAACGGCGAAGAGGGCUGGAGCGACGUCGCACAAGAGAACGCCAUACUAACAGGCGAAGUUGAAUCCCUCCGGCGAAGAGUCAAGGCCAUGCAAGGGACCAUAGACCAACUGUCUGCGAGGAACAGUGAACUAGUUGCUGAGAAGGCUCUUGGGAACUGGGGGCCGAAGGAUGGAAGUCCUGAGGCUGCUGAUUGUUCAUUGACUGCUUUAGUUCAGGGCUACGUAGGCGAGAUAGAAGAACUCCGAGCUCAACUCAUGGAAGCCAACGCUCUCUACGAAGCGAGUCGACGACGAGAAGCGAUGGCGGCGCGGACACGACACGAGUCCGUGCACGACACGUCCUCGAUUAUCGACGAAGCUAAACGGGAACUGUACAAGGAAAAAGAACUCCUAGCCCGCAGCAUGGGCGAGCUCGAAUUCCAACGCAAGCUGAACAUGAGCGACAGCAUGACGAGCGCCGCCGACGCCGACGCCGACGCGGCGCUCGGCGACGGCGUCGGCGUGCGCGAGCGCGCCGAGGGCGAGAGCGCCGACGACGAGACGCCCUCCGACCCGGACUCCGACUCGGAGGCGGAGGAGCGGGAGGAAGAGGAGGUCAAAGCCCAACGCGCGCUCUCCGCCCAAUUAACCGCAUUAAGCGACGACAUCGACACCAAAGCGCGUCUCAUCGAACAACUAGAGUUGUCCCAACGACGCCUCGCCGCGCUGAGGCAGCACUACGAACAACGGCUCGACACACUUCACACACAAAUUAAGGCCACGCACGCGGAAAGGGACAAAGUUCUGUCCACUCUUACAUCCCAAGCAUCACCACCCAGCGAAAAACUUAAGCGCGUAAAGGACGAAUAUGAGCGUCGUCUCAGCGGGAUGUCGCGCGAGCUGAAACGUCUUCAAACUGCGGCCAGAGAGCAUACCAGACUGCAGCGCUCACAAAGACAGACUGCACAACAAAUAUUGACGUUGAAGAAUGAACUGCACUCCAUGAAAAGAGAUAAGGUCAAAUUGAUUCAACGCAUGCGCGAGGAGGCCAAACGACAUCAACAGGCCGAAGCGGCUAGAGCCAAAGAGGUGGCUCAACUCCGGAAAGAAUCUCGCAAGAAUGCCAACAUCAUUAGGUCUUUAGAAGCCGAAACAAGAUUAAAAGAACAGGUAUUAAAACGGAAGCAGGAAGAGGUAUCGUUACUCCGACGGGGACACCGCGACAAGCUUAGCAGCCGGGCAGCGGGAAGACUUCGCGGCAACCGCUCCCGCAGCUCGUACCGCGAGACGUGGGCCAGGCUCGAGGCCUGGCUGUCGCGCGCCUGCGCCGCGCGCUCCACGCUCGGCGACCUCGAGAGCGCACUGGAAAGGCACCUUAAACAGCGGGAACGGGCCAAUCAGGAGGGAGACGGACCUUUACUUGACUACUUGAAGGGAGCCAUAGCUGAUACGCAUCAUCAGAUCAUGCAGAUCGAGGAAGAAAACGACGAGAAUGAGCUCCCUCGCCUACUAGAACAAAUCGACUGCGCGGAAGCAGGCCGCUACGCUCUGUCGCGAUUGUCCGCCCUGGCGCUCCAAUACGCGCACGACGCCACCCGUCACCAGCAAGCACUUGCCGAUGCAAGGGCACAAGUCGCACAGAUGGAAGAAAGCGCCGAACGAACGGCAGCAGCGAUGCGGGCAGUCGGCGACCAGAACCUGAACCCGUGGGGCAUGGGGGCCGGCGCGCUCGCUGCCAUGCUGGCGCGGGUCUCCUCCGGCACCAGCACGAGGUCCGUGUCGCCGGUGGACGGUUCGUUCCUCGAGCGGCCGGUGGUCACCACGAACGGAGCGAGGGAGUCCCACACGGCGCCCGCGUCGCCGCCGGAUGACAAUAGAAAUUCGCCCUUCCAGCGUAACACAGUCCGUCGAGGAUCCGUGCGACUUCGAGACCUUGGCGUGUAUGGCAGCGAAAACACGGAAGUCGACGUCAUGACACAAUCAUUAUACGAACCUGUCUCCCCAAAGCCAAUACCUCUUAGUCGCGUGCCCAGUGCGCCGGGCAGCUUAAGAGGACUGCAGCCAAUCGCAUCGCCGCUCACAUCACGCAGGGCCCCGCCUCCUGAGAGCCCUCGGCCAAUCAGGAGACAGCACAGCUUGGCCAAGCCGGCGUCAUUAGAGGCGAGCGGCGACACACCGCCCGCGUCGCCCGGCGCUGCGAGGCGAGCACGAGACGACGACGUGUUCCUGCGGCUUGCUCCGGCGUCAAAUGAAGCUCCGAUGGGAACAGUCAAGGAAAUCGCGCCUAAGCGGGUCAGUGGUGGUACUGGCGCAUGGUUACAAUGCACGCACAUAGCGGAGGGCCACGCGGGCGCCGCGCUGUCGUUGGCUGUGGCGCCGGAUAUUCUGUACAGCGGAGGCGUUGAUCGCACAAUCCGCGGCUGGGAUCUACGCUGCGGCGUGGAAUCCUGGCGCGGCUGGUGCGGCGGCGGCGUCAGUGCUCUAGCAGCCGGGGCUGAGAGCGGAGGUGACUCGCGGCUUGUGCUAGGGGCGGCCGGUGCCGCCGUAAGACUAUUUGACACCAGGACACGGACUCCUGUGCAUACGCUGUGGUCAUCAGGAGCAGUAGGAGCAGUGCCAGCAGCGAGAGGAGUAGCGGGCGAGGUGGCCAUCACCGCUCUUGGUCUAGCAUCACCUCGACGUCUUUAUACAGCCGCUGGUGAUAAGCUUCGAUUGUGGGAUCUGCGCAUGAUGGAGUGCGUGUGCAAACUCUGGAGCGGUCACGCGGCCGCCGUUAUGUGCUUAGCGCUAGGCCGAGCGCCUGCCGGGGACCUAGUAGCGACCGGCUCUAAGGACCACUAUGUGCGGACCUUGGAUAUGUGUCCGCAAGACACAGGAGGCUGGGAGGCAUGUAACCGACGUCUACUAGAGCCGCCACAUUACGACGGCGUGCAAGCCCUAGCGCUCUCGGGCUCCGCCCUGUUCAGCGCGUCUCGCGACUCCAGCCUCAAACGAUGGAGUCUCACUGACAACACGCUCACACACACCGUGAUGAACGCGCACAAAGGCUGGGUGACCGGCGUGGCCGUGGUGGGCGUGGAGGCCGACACGGGCGCGCUGGUGGCCUCGUGCGGCCGCGACGCCACGCUGCGGCUGUGGAGCGGCGCCCUGCGGCCCGCGGCGCCGCCGGCCGCCCUGCAGGACGCGCCGCACGCGUUGAAGGCUGGCCAUCAUGGCGAUACGCUGUACACUGCCGGGAACGGCGGCGACGUGCGCGUGUGGCGCGUGCUGCAGGAUUCCUGAGACCCAGCACAAGUGACGGCCGAGUGCGGUGCUGGCGAAUCCGAAUGAGAUGACCGUCCCCCGCGUCGCGCGCCGCGCCGCGCCCGCCCGCGCCGCGCCGCCCGCGCGUGUGGCGGUGACGCCGCGUCGCGCGCCGGACGCGACGCCGCAUCGUACGCCGGACGUGAUGCCGCACCGUACGCCGGACGUGAUGCCGCACCGUACGCUGGAGGUGACACCGCACCGUACGCUGGCGGCCUUGUGGAUACUUCUAUUAGCGGUAGUAUGGUUUUACUUUCGUAGACAUAAUUAACCUUUUGAACGCCAGACGACGUGGGAAUAUGCCCUGCCCCGGACGCCAGGCGAUCGCGAUUGUUUAAGCUAAAUUAAACUUCACCGAGUCCCGCGUAAGUCCCUAUUGCAUUGGCGAAGGCUAUAGCCGUUGUUGGCGUCCUUGGCAAGACUGUGGCGGUCAAAGGGUUAACUGAUUUGUAGACCUUAUUGCGAUGAGAUAAGGUCGAAACUAUUGGCAAAGUGUUACUAGUAAUUGACCAUAGACAACUUAGUACAUCAAAUGAAUUUGUAUGACAAACCAUGCUAAAAAAAAAACAAAUAGGACAAAUCCAAAAUGAGAUAUUUCAGUAGAUAAACAUAACAUACAACUUAACGGGGUAGAAUUGGACCGUUGCCUUUUACUACGGAUUGAACUUGUUUAAAAAGUGAUGUAUCUGUUACUAAAAGACAACUAUUAUGAUUUUAAUAAUAAUUUUAGAGAAUGUCCGUUCGAAUUAACUUAUUCUCUAUACAGGAAUUAUUAAAUGGUAGGCCCUGCGUCAAAUAUCGUCAAUAUGUAUGUUAAGCUAGUAAUAUUUUUUUUACAUACAAUCAUGAAAAUUGUAUUUAUCACAUAUUCACCAGUAGCAGACAGAAGGUAUUUUAAUUUAAAUACUUAGAUGAAUUAAAAAUAUACAAUGAAAUGCAAUGCAUUAUAACAACCGAAGUAGCAAUAGAUUCAAUUACAGUUUUAACAAUUUUAAUGAAUUUUAGUACUAAGAUAAUUGUUAAUAUAACGCGAAAUCAAAUAAGUAGGAUCGAAAAGUGUACUUUUGUGUUUGAGUCAAUAUCGUGUUGUAUCAAUUUUAUCUAAAACUUUUUUAGUAAUAUAUACCGUACUUAGAAUAAGUAGGACUAUGCGUCAAAAUGGUCCAAAAAUCAACAGAGUUGAGAGAUAUCUAAUUUAUUAGGUGUUUUAUCUACUAAUUUUCAUUAUAUGAACACAAAGUUGAUUUCCAUUACAGAACUGAAAUAAUCAAGUUUUAAUCGAGAAGUGCAUCACUACUGGUUCCUUCGAUCGGUCGAACCAUUCGGGUACGCGGACAUCUACCCUGCAUUAAUUCAUUUACUUACAUGGACUCUAUUGCUUAGGUAAUAAGGGUGACGACAUUUUGACUAAAAUACCAAUAUCUUCUGCAAUGGAAUUCCGCUUUUUUCCCAUAGAACGAAAUGAAGUACAUAGAAAUACUUAUCUAUAAUGACCUAACUCUCAUCUUGUUGGUUUUUGGACCAGGGUCCAUACAAAGUUGCCCAUGGCCCAUCCAUCUUUUAGACGAAUUGUAAAAAAACAUCUACCUAGUAACAACAAAUAUUUAUAUGUUUUUACAGCUUUAAGUUUUAGUCCUUUUCACAUCGAACAGGUACCUACAUAGGUACAAUAUAAUUCUCAAUUUUACAAGAAUAUAGCAAAAGUAUACUUUGAUGGAUUCAAAUGUAAAUCAUAUGGUCACAACUCAAAUGUUAUAUGACAUGUAUCCCAAUGUAAUAAAUGUGCCCAAUAUGUAGUGACUUUAUUCGUUUAUAAACUAGUUCCGAAUAUUCACCAUUCGUCCGUUAACCAUUAUUUAUACGAAUGGUAACAUCUAAUAUAAGUAGUUAUAUAAGUAUACAAGUUUAUAGUUCGUUUUUUUGCAUUAGAAAAAACGUAAACAAUCUUGACGGUUUUCAAAAAUCAGUGACAAUUGUGAAAGCAAAAGCAUGUAUAUUAUAGUAUUUGAUUUAUAAUUAUUACAUAAUAUAUGGCAAAUAUUAUUUGCCGUGACUUAUUUUUUAAACAUGUUUUUCAAUAAAUAGACACGUCAAAAUCGCUUACCCUCUUUCUAACGCAAAAAAAACGAACUAUAGCGAAUAUAAUCAUACACAAUUAUUAGUUUAUCAGCUAUAGCAACAAUGGCCUUUAUUAAGAUAAUAAGUAUUACUAAAACAAAAUCCUUUUAACGGCCUUACUUAGAAAUUAGGAAAUCUUAAUUUUUACAAAUAUAUUUUACGAUUACCAUGUUUUAUCAGUAUUGGAAUCUUUAAUUAUUUUAUUCGUUUUACCAGUUAUUAUUUUAUAUUAUUUUCAUGUAUCCACAUCAUAUACUAUAGUCAAUGCCAACGCCUUUUUGCCAAAAUUGACGCACAACUCAUGUAACUAGAAUUAUAAGUCAUCACAUGUUAGAUUUACCGUAGAUAUAAGUAGGGCAACAUGCUUCAAGUACAGUCAGACUUAGAACAAAUUCAAAAGUCACCUCUACCUAUACUCUGUAUCUUUAGGUAUUUAAAUAAAAAUAAACAAACAAUUUGUUCCUAUGCAGCUGAUGGUCCCGGGUUCAAAUCCUGGUAAGAGCAUUUAUUUGUGUGAUGAGCAUGGAUAUUUGUUCCUGAGUCAUGGGUGUUUUCUAUGUAUUUAAGUAUUUAUAAAUAUUUAUAUAUUAUAUAUAUCGUUGUCUAAGUACCCUCAACACAAGCCUUAUUGAGCUUACUGUGGGACUUAGUCAAUUUGUGUAAUAAUGUCCUAUAAUAUUUAUUAUUUAUUUAUUUAAUUAAUUUGUACAUUUUCGUGUAGUUAUAGCAUUUAUACCAACCAAAUACAAAACGGCCUGAACGACUCGACUUUAACCUAAAUUAUUUGAUCAUGUAAUGUUUUCAUCUACCCUCAACUGGCUUAAGAAGUCAUUUGCGGGUAGAUUUUGUUUACUUUUAUUAAAAUACCUAAAGAUACAGAGUAUACACAUUUUUUUCCAUUUAGCGCCCGUAAUCAAAUCUUGUAAAAAUAUAUUACAAUUUUAUUUUCGUUCCUUACUCUUAUAUUAAUUAAUAAUAGAAUUAAGUAAUACGAAGGGACAUAGCUGUCGUUAUUAUACGUCAAAUUGGGUAAAAAAUAUGUACCGUAAUGUGAAUAUCUAAAGAAGAAAAUGGGGACUAUGUUCGUAUGGAGAAAUGGUUGUCCAUUCGCUCUAUAUCUAUGAGUUUUAAGAACUUUAGGCUAUUUUUCAACUAAUUGAUUUCUAAAUCAUAUAAAACAAAUUCAUUUUAUAUAUACCUGUUCUGAAAAAAUUAUCUGUUUUUGUGCUUGAAGCUACGCCAGUUAGGCUCACCAAUAGACUCACUUCAAUGAAGGUAACCUGUGAUUAACCGAGCAAAUAUUUUUGUACAUUCCUGAAUUACGGGUAGGGAGACUAGGUCGCGUUUCACGUAGCGUUUGUAAGGGUAGCUGACAUUAGUAAUCGAUUGUAUGGGCUAGUUAUAUUGCGAUAAUACUAGUGCAUUGGAAAUUAAACACUUUAAACUAUAUUUAGUGAGUACUUUUAAUUGGGUUGCGCCAGCUGACAUCGGUGACCACAGCUGGCACAUUGCGUUGCAGCAAUUGAAAUGUUGGAAAAGGUAAAAAUAAUGAAUAUUAUAUCGUGUUAAUCCGGUUUUCAUAACUAAAAUACAUAAUCCUAUUCUAUUUAUAACCUGUUAUUUUGUCCUGGCAAAAGACCUGUGACAAUGAUUAAUUUAAACAGCUUUUGGCAGAAAAUUAGGCCUGCAAAUCGUGCCACAAGCUAUUUUUUUAAUUCUUCAUAUUUCAACAGUUUGCAUAUCGAAUAUGCUGUCAUUUCCAACGUGUUAUUCCAUGUCUUAGUAGUUUUAUUGUCGGGUUUGUUUUUUUUUCCAUUUGCCGCAUUUUUGAGACAUAAACGGCUGUCAAAAUAUUUACGAAGGCAAAGACUUUGUUGUUGGUGUUUAUGCGCUCGUAUAUUAUACGCAACUUCGUUUUAUACGUAGGUAUAACGAAUAGUUGAAAGUAGGUAAUGUUUCUAUGCACUAGUGUUAUUAUUACUACUGUAAUGAACGUAGGGCAUGCUACGGUAGCUCUUGCUAUUUGGACAUACAGUAGCAUGCUACCUAUAAUAGUUCUAGAGUCCCUAAAUAAUUUAGGUACUAUGUCCAAAUAUUAACCUAGAAAAGACUAAGAACGAUAUAAUUUUAUUUAAGCUUAUUGCCUUUGUGGUGAUUUAUUUUAAAUAAAUAUUAAAGUUUGUUUUACAAAUGAAAUUAUUAUGUUUUUGUGUGUUUGCUGUGUUGUGUGUAUUUUCAGUAUUAUUAAGAUUGAAAUUAAGUUAACUUGAAACAAUUGAGGCUUAUUUAUUAUUACGAAAACGUGACUCAAUCGCGUACUACCGAGAUUACGAAUACAAUGUCGCGGUCGAAACGGCACAGGUCAUUUUCAAUUUUAUUAAAUAUACGCCAUUGAGUCCGUUUUAGUUGAUAAUAUUGUGUAAAAAAAUCUAUUUAGAUUUGAUCAGAAUUGAUAGAUCGGUAUAAAAUGUGUUUAGCGAAAAGCUUUAAAAAAUAUUAUGUUGCUAUUUCAAUUCAUUUCAGUCAAAAUAAAAUUAUAUGAUUGACAGAUAUAUGUUUUAGUAGCGUGUAAUAGUGUAUUGAAAAGUAUUAAAGUAUACUUUGCCUUAACGUCAACAGGGGUGGAAACUUUUGAAGAUUAAUAUUUAUAAUAUACCAGCAGCUGCAAUAAGUAUACGUAUUACGCUUUGGGUCGACUUGUGGGUCAAAUUUCUAGGGGAAACAACUGAAUAAAAGUAUAAAUUCCCAACGGCGCUAUGCCGUUUCCACUGUUGACCAAUAAUAUAAACAUGCUGAGGCUAUUAUUAACGCUAGGAGCUUAAUUGAUGAUUAUAUCUAUCAGUGUUACAUUUGAAAUAUAUAACGUAUUGAAAUUAAUAGUAGUUUAUGUGACUGCUACAUAAUGAAAGGCAUUAAAAUACGAGUGUGGGUUUAUGAAACGACACAUAAAAGGAUCACACGAGUGUUUUAAUGCCUGAUUAUGUACACUGCUUUAUCUACACACAUAAUAUAAGCUCUCUAUAAUAUAUUCAAGAACCACAUGUUACACCCGGCGUUGAGGCAUCGUUGCUCUCUCACGGAUAUGAGGUGGCAUCUCGGAAAUAUCUUUAUAAUUUUACACGAUGUUUUUGAGUGAAUGAAUGAAAAUCUUUAUUUCAGGCAACUAGUGGCCCAUAAAUAAAUACCUUAAAACUAACAUACAUACUAUAACAAUAUAUCUUACAAAUUAAAUACUACAAAUCACAUUAUGGUUGCGAUGCAUUACGCAACCCCGCAGUGUCGGAGCUCACCUUGGAACCGCCGAAACUUGACACCCUUCGGCCAAUUUUUUUGCUAAAGUUGGUAUAAACAAUAAAACAAACUAAUUUUAUACUAAUAAAAAGAUAAACUAAACGACAAAUAGCGUAGUUUUUUUUUAUUCAGAGACAAACUAGAGUCCGGUGCCGACUGCCAUAUCAUUCGAUAUCAAAGUAACAUGUGAGAUUUGUCAAAACACAAAUUGGUUGCAAUUGACAUAUUUCGAAUAAGACGUCAUAUCGACUGAUAUGAGAAUAGAGGUCGAAUCUAACUGCUUUGUUUCUCAGAAAUGUUCUAAAUUUGAAAGUAAAAGUGUCGGUUAUUGAUAUUUUAAAGUAAACUUUAAGAUGCCACCACAGAUACAGGUUUAAUAUAGGCCGUUAGCUUAUGGUUUCUGAAUAUAUUAUAGCGAGUUAUGAUAUGGAUUAAGAUAAAUAUAUAUCGCCUAGCAACUAGUCAAGUAGUGACAAAUGACGGGACCCCGUUUAAAAUUAAUGUUCCGUAAAUACUUGUUAUGGCUCUGUACUAGAAGUAUAUUUAAUUUGUGACUUAUAUGGGCUCAGAAGUACUAGCACACGAAGGAUGGGGGUUAGAAAAUAUUCAUUCGUUACGAAGUAUAGUAACGUUGGGAUAUGUAUAAAAUAAUUUAACAAUAUCGCUUUAACCUUUUGAACGCUUUAUGUCAUAAACACAAACAUCAUUCAAACGCCAAAAUCUCGGGCGCAAGGGAGCUAAUGUAAACCUUACUCGAAAGUGUGAGGGUUACUUUGACAGCGUCCGCCAAAACAUCUAUAGUUGUCCUUGGCGCUGCGGGCACGACUAGUGACAACGCCUUUAGGUGUUAUUGGCGUUCAAAAGGUUAAAUAUCCUGUUUCAUAUCCUAUGAAAAUCCUGUUAAGAGCCCAUCAACGUGCUCACUAGCGCCAAUGCUAAAUAAUUGUGAUAGUUUAAAUUUAGCGAUAGAUAUUUAAAAAAGGGGGCCGCUACGUACUGUAUUUUGUAUUUAAGUACCCUUUGAAUACAUCAUAAUAGUUUAUACGUUGCUGGAUUGGUCAAUCUAGGCGCUCAAAGUUAAAACGGCCGUUUUUGUUUUGAGUUCGUAGAUCGACGAAUCCAGCAACAUAUAAACUAGUUUGAUGUAUUCAAAAAGUACUUCAAUACAAAAUACAGUACGUAGCGGCCCCCUUUUUUUAAAUAUCUAUCGCUAAAUUUAUUUAUUUAUUUUUAUUUUUCAGUGGCGCUAGUGAGCACGUCGAUGGGCUCUUAAUUGCAAGUUUUGUCAAACAGAAAAUGUGAUCUUAUUCCCAUUGUCACAAGGUAGAAUUAACUUCAACUUACCUAAAUAGAAACCUACCUUUAGUGAGUUUGGUUUCACCUAAAACCCUUUUCUUUGGCUUUGUUGCGAUACCCUAGUGUGCUAGUUCUUCAACAUAUUUUUGCAUAAUUUUAGAAAAUGAUCAUGGUUUGCUCAGUUUUCAUGGAUCUUUUAUUUACUUUAAGCUCUCUACUUUGAACGAAUUUUUGCGUGUGAAAUAAUUGUGUAGCCUCAAAAAUAUUUGACAGUGUGAUCGAAUCGUGUAAAUCAUUUUAAUAGAAAUAUUAUAAUUUGUGAUUAAAUGAUUUUUGUAAAUGUUUUCGAAUUAUGUUUGUUUUAGGUGAAAUGAGUAAACUGCAAUGAAAUUAAAUGUUUAUUUAAAUAAAAAUUUACAAUCAUAAA